AGAGAGGGGGAGGAAGAAGAGGAGGUCGUUGACUAUCUGUGCACCCGUCCCAGCCCCGCCUCUGUGCCGGCCAAACAACACGGCUUCUUCACCUGGGAUCCGCGGCCGCCUGCCCGUGUGACAGAGAGACAGAGAGACAGAGAGACGCGGCUGGCCAACACUCACCGCCACCCAUCGCUCAGCGCAGGAGACGGGCAGUGAGCGCCGCCUCCAUAAAUACUCCUUCCCCGAGCAGCCAGAAGGACGGAAGGAAGGAAAGAAGGAGGCAGUUUGGUUGACUCUCUUUCCCUGGAUUAUAAAUCUGAUUGAAGGGGAAUUUGCGCUGGAGAUAAUUAAUCGAUUCUUGCGGCAGUGAUAGGCAGAGAGAGACAGAGGCGAGAUUCCUCUCUGUUGGAGGGAAGGAUUUUACACGGCGAGGAGGGGAGGCUGUUUGUUUGCAACCCCUCUCCCCCCCCCCCCCCCCCCCUUUCAUUUCCUCCUCCCCGCUCUCCCUCCUCCUCCUCCCCCGGCUCUUCGGCCCCUCUAGGCACGGCUAGCAUGGCCGUGAGCCGGGCGGAGAGGCGCGACUGCCUCUCGCCCUGUCUGUCCUCAUGCUAGCCAUGGCCCGGGCCAACGCGUCCUCCAGAAGAUACAACACCGUGUUCAACAUGGAACCCGUCAUCAUCCCCAUCGAUGCCGAGAUGAUUUGUGACAGCAGCGACCAGCGCAUGUGGUGGGCUUUCCUCGCCUCCUCCAUGGUCACCUUCUUCGGGGGUCUCUUCAUCAUCUUGGUGUGGAGAACCACCCAGUACCUGUGGGCCGUCUGCUGCCACUGUGGAGGAGGGACAAGAGAUGUGCAGAAAAUUGGUGGUGCAGCCAAUCAGGCUGACGACGCUAACCAGGACCUGGAUGAGAAGGAGGGGGAGAUACCACAGGGAGAGGUGGGCUGGAUGACCUCGGUCAAGGACUGGGCCGGAGUCAUGAUAUCCGCCCAGACACUCACAGGCCGUGUUCUCGUGGUUUUGGUGUUUGCCCUCAGCAUUGGUGCACUUGUAAUAUACUUCAUAGAUUCUUCAGACCCAAUAGAAUCCUGCCAGAAUUUCUACGAUGAUUUCACAUUACAGAUUGACAUGGCAUUCAACGUAUUCUUCCUGCUGUACUUUGGAUUGCGGUUUAUUGCAGCCAAUGACAAGCUAUGGUUCUGGCUGGAAGUGAAUUCCGUGGUGGACUUCUUCACAGUGCCUCCUGUCUUUGUGUCGGUCUACUUGAGCAGAAGCUGGCUGGGUUUACGAUUUUUAAGAGCGCUCAGAUUGAUACAGUUCUCCGAAAUUUUACAGUUUCUAAAUAUCUUAAAAACAAGUAAUUCCAUCAAGUUGGUGAACUUACUCUCUAUAUUUAUAAGCACAUGGCUAACGGGAGCUGGUUUCAUACACUUGGUGGAGAACUCAGGGGAUCCGUGGGAAAAUUUCCAGAACUCCCAACCACUGACCUACUGGGAAUGUGUCUACUUGCUGAUGGUCACCAUGUCGACGGUCGGGUACGGGGACGUUUACGCACGGACCACGCUCGGACGUCUCUUCAUGGUCUUCUUCAUCCUCGGGGGUUUGGCCAUGUUUGCAAGCUACGUCCCUGAAAUCAUAGAAUUAAUAGGGAACCGCAAGAAAUAUGGUGGUACCUAUAGUGCGGUAAAUGGAAGAAAGCACAUAGUAGUGUGUGGGCACAUCACACUAGAAAGUGUGUCCAACUUUCUGAAGGACUUCUUGCACAAAGACAGAGAUGAUGUGAAUGUAGAAAUUGUCUUUCUACACAACAUUUCCCCUAACCUUGAGCUCGAAGCUCUUUUUAAAAGACAUUUCACUCAGGUGGAAUUCUUCCAAGGAUCUGUCCUAAAUCCGCAUGAUCUCGCCAGAGUCAAGAUAGAGUCAUCAGACGCUUGCUUAAUUCUGGCGAACAAGUACUGCCCCGACCCCGACGCUGAAGAUGCCUCAAACAUCAUGAGGGUAAUAUCCAUCAAAAAUUAUAAUCCAAAGAUAAGAAUCAUAACACAGAUGCUACAGUAUCAUAACAAGGCCCAUCUGCUGAACAUUCCCAGCUGGAACUGGAGGGAGGGCGAUGAUGCAAUCUGCCUGGCCGAGCUGAAGCUGGGUUUUAUAGCUCAAAGCUGCCUGGCUCCAGGGCUAUCCACAAUGCUGGCCAACCUCUUCUCCAUGAGGUCGUACAUCAAGAUUGAGGAGGAUACCUGGCAGAAAUACUAUCUGGAAGGUGUGGCCAACGAGAUGUACACAGAAUAUCUUUCCAGUGCCUUCAUCGGCUUGUCCUUCCCUGCAGUGUGUGAGCUAUGCUUUGUGAAGCUGAAGCUGCUACUGUUGGCGAUUGAGUACAAAUCUAAUACAAGAGAAAGCAGCAUUUUAAUCAAUCCUGGGAACCACAUCAAGAUCCAUGAAGGCACAUUGGGUUUCUUCAUUGCAAGUGACGCCAAGGAAGUCAAAAGGGCCUUUUUCUACUGUAAGGCUUGUCAUGAUGACAUCACAGAUACAAAGAGAAUUAAGAAAUGUGGGUGUAAACGACCCAAGAUGUCCAUCUACAAGAGAAUGAAACUCGCAUGUUGUUUUGAUUGCGGACGCUCUGAACGCGACUGCACUUGCAUGUCAGACAGUGUACAUAGUAACUUGGACACCCUUGAGAGAACCUUCCCACUUUCUUCUGUCUCUGUUAAUGAUUGCUCCACCAGUUUGCGUACCUUUCAAGAUGAAAACCCAUCAGUGCUGUCUCCCAAAAAAAAGCAACGGAACGGGGGCAUGCGAAACUCACCCAACAGUUCACCGAAACUGAUGAGACACGAUCCACUGUCGAUCCCGGGGAACGAUCAGAUCGAAGAGAAAGAUGCCAGCGUGAAGAAAUACGAUUCCACCGGGAUGUUUCACUGGUGUCCAUCCAAAGAAAUGGAAAAGGUCAUUCUGACGCGGAGUGAGGCAGCCAUGACGGUAUUAAGCGGUCACGUGGUCGUGUGCAUUUUUGGCGACUUGAACUCUGCCCUGGUCGGUCUACGCAACCUGGUCAUGCCUCUACGGGCCAGCAACUUCCAUUACCACGAACUGAAGCACAUUGUUUUUGUCGGGACUCUGGAAUACCUGACGAGAGAGUGGGAGACCCUUCACAACUUUCCCAAAGUGUCGAUAUUACCGGGUACGCCAUUAUGUCGAGCUGAUUUAAGAGCUGUUAACAUCAACCUGUGCGACAUGUGUGUUAUUAUAUCAGCCAAUCAGAACAAUAUCGACGAUUGUUCGCUCCAAGACAAAGAAUGCAUCUUGGCGUCACUCAACAUCAAAUCUAUGCAGUUUGAUGACAGCAUAGGGGUCUUACAAGCUAAUUCCCAAGGAUUCACACCUCCAGGGAUGGACAGAACAUCACCAGAUAGCAGUCCAGUCCAUGGCUUGGUGCGACCGACAUCCGUCAUCACAGGAGCCAAUAUCCCAAUGAUGACGGAGCUAGUCAAUGACUCCAACGUCCAGUUUUUGGACCAAGAUGACGAUGAUGACCCGGACACAGAGCUGUACCUGACGCAGCCAUUUGCCUGCGGCACCGCAUUUGCUGUCAGUGUGUUGGACUCCCUGAUGAGUGCGACAUACUUCAAUGACAAUAUCCUGACUCUGAUACGGACUUUAGUAACGGGGGGAGCAACGCCAGAGCUGGAAUCGAUGCUCGCUGAGGAGAACGCCUUGCGAGGCGGUUACAGCACGCCACAAACGCUGGCCAACAGGGACCGCUGCCGCGUGGCACAACUCGCCCUGUACGACGGGCCCUUCGCAGAUCUUGGGGAUGGUGGCUGUUAUGGAGACUUGUUCUGCAAGGCCUUGAAAACCUACAACAUGCUUUGCUUUGGAAUAUACCGACUGAGAGACGCACAUCUGCGGGCACAAAAUCAGUGUACUAAGCGAUAUGUGAUUGCAAAUCCACACUACGAGUUUGAACUUGUCUCAACGGAUGUGAUCUUCUGCCUGAUGCAGUUUGACCACAAUGCUGGCCAGUCACGUGGCAGCGUAUCGCACUCGUCUCAUUCCUCUCACUCUUCCAGCAAGAAAAGCUCGUCCGUACACUCCGUCCCAUCUUCAACCAACCGUUCGAACCGCGUCAAGACAAGGGAUCCCCGGGAAAAGCAGAAGUAUGUGGUUGACAAGAAAGUUUGCUGUGACCAUGAUAAAUGAUGACAAGAGAAUGUUUGACAAUUCCCAUGUUUGCCUGUCUCCCACAGCAGAACCUCCCUUCCUCACGGACUGCAUCUUGUGUGUCUGCACAUGUUGUCGACAUGCAUGUGUCUGUCAACACAUCAUAACCAUCUCCCCAGAGCACGACAGCAACAGACCAGAGGAACUUAAUUUUUUUUUUAAUCUAACACCAAUUAAUACCAAACAGGAUGCGCUGACAUGACUAUUGAACAAUUAUUUUAUAGUUUACACAGAGCACCUUAAUAAUUAUUUUUAUGCAAACGUUAGGGUACAGAAAGGGGUACGAUCUUAAGAUGAAGCACGGGUGGUCUGCAUAUCUGCCUCUACCAUGGAAAUGGUGUCAGGUCAUUUUAAAUUCACAACGAAUUCGUGGCUAAUUCAAUACAGCUAGUGCAGACACAACUGAAAAAUAUUGGGGUGGAGGGUGUAAUGAGUAUAAUUUAGUCAAAUGCAUAAAGCAUUAUUCUCUCUGAUUUGAUUGUUACAUUGUCGACUGGUUUUCCUUUACUCUGUGUGAAAUGAUAUCACUUUUUGUAAAUUAACUUUUACAUUUUCCAAGAUGAAGAAAAAUUGCAAUAAUAUUUUACUGGGAUGGUUAAGUGACGUGAAUGUGGGCAAAAAGUAAUAAUAAUAGUGUGGAAGGUAUUUUUAUAUGAGAGCCAUUUCAUUCCACAGUCAGCAUUUCUUUAAGCACACUUUUUGUGUAACUGUCAUAGACACACUGACCAUUUGUUUUGUGGGGUGCAAAUUAUUUUAGGAUGACUAUUCUUUCCUCCCCAAUGCUGUAAAGCAAGAUUUAUACAUACAUUUAAUGGAGUUUCCAAUAUUGCUAUUUCAUAGCAUGGGUUUUCCAGUGAGUGUGUGUGUUAUGAUUCAAAGGCUACCAAUCACCUUUCACUGACACUGUUUUGUUAACACGUUUUACUGUUCCAUUGGACAGUGGCAGUGAAAGGGCUGAGACCAAACUGUGAUAGUUUAAGUAAAUUGUAAACUUACCUAGAAUAUUUACUUACUUUCUCUCUGAAGUGCGACAAGGAUGCCUAGAAUAAGCCAAGGUAUGACUAUCAAUAAUUUUGCAUGAUACGGCAGGUGCCUUCAGUUCUAUCCAUUGUCCUUGUGAAAAUUUCGUCAAUUAAAAUUCAGUAAAAAUACUUUUUUUUAAAAACCAGAUCAGAUAAUUUGUGUUUGUUUAUUUAUGCUUUCUGGCGCUGUCGUCUGUUGCUGCUGCUGCUGCUGCUUUAUCCAUGACAGACGUGACCCUGUUUCCAUCAUUCCCAUGGCCUCCCUUGCAUGUGGCAUCUUGCUGAUCAUGUGAUUGCCUUGUGAGCAAUUGGAAUCUGUCACCGUGCACAGAUUCUAUCAUUCACAUCAUCUCGACGGGCGGGAAACCAAUUGAUUUUUGUGUUGAUGUUAGCUGAGCAAUUCAUCGUCCUGUUUGCUCAGUGGUCUUGCUUACUGAAAACUCCCCAAGCUGAAAGUGAUGCUUUGGUGACAGUCAUUCUGCAGCAGCACAUUUUGACGUGAAUUGUCAUAGAAACACAGAAAAUAGGAGUAGGCCAUCUAGCUCUGUCUUGAAUACAUCAAGAGGGUCUGGCUGGGAUAGACCGAUGUGCAGGUAAGAGCAUUGCAGCAGAAAUCUAGGCUACAAAACAGGCCUAAUACACACCAGUGAUGCUCGAGUCCUUCCCUGCCCUGGUACAAAGCAUUACCUUGGGCUUUUCUGCUUUAUUUUUUACUAUAUUUACACCACGGGUGUUGAUGUUUGCUUUGAACAUAUUUGAUUCUCUUGGCAGAAUGGUCAAAUGAACACAGAAAUUAGUAGCGAUUAGGGAUGAUCAUUGAUCACUUUCAAAAGAUGUACCAGGACAACCCCUUCAAGUGCUGUAAUAUACUGGACACCAGGCAAAGAAAUAACUGGGGAGCAAGACUCAAUCCAUUCCUCUCCUUAGAACAUAGAAAAGUUCAACACAGGAACAGGCCCUUUGGCGUACAAUAUCUUUGCCUUUGUGGGCACCGUCAUAUAUACACUAUAUUUGUCUCCCACCACCUCAUCUCAGCCAUACCAGCUGUCAAGACUAUGAAGAACUUUAAAUAUCUCUAAAACUCAGACGCAUUAUUCAUCUGAAGCAAAAUAUUAAAUAAAUGACUCCCCAUUCUCUUGUCCAACCCUGCUGUAUUUUUUGU
Molecule: messenger RNA, 6389 nt
Organism: Leucoraja erinaceus (little skate)
Lineage: Eukaryota; Metazoa; Chordata; Chondrichthyes; Rajiformes; Rajidae
Gene: kcnma1a
Product: potassium large conductance calcium-activated channel, subfamily M, alpha member 1a
Exons: 29
Coding region: 591-4184 (1197 amino acids)
Biological process (GO): potassium ion transport; transmembrane transport
Cellular component (GO): postsynaptic membrane
Molecular function (GO): large conductance calcium-activated potassium channel activity
Source: RefSeq, a predicted model, not a curated record